This is a messenger RNA of Fusarium graminearum PH-1, 780 nucleotides long. RefSeq lists its product as uncharacterized. The transcript has 2 exons. Bases 1 to 780 code for a protein of 259 amino acids. Lineage: Eukaryota; Fungi; Ascomycota; Sordariomycetes; Hypocreales; Nectriaceae. The record is from RefSeq and is a predicted model, not a curated record.
AUGGACAAAUGGGAUCCUCUUGUCAUUAACAACUUGGCUGCCAAUCGUCGUGUCAUCACGGUCGAUUACCUUGGUGUCGGACUCAGCACUGGUGAAGUGGCUAACUCUAUUCGUCAAUCUGCAGCCGACAUCUCUCAGUUUAUCGAACUCAUCAAGGAACCCGAGGUUGAUCUGCUUGGCUUUAGUAUUGGUGGCUACGUCGCUCAGAUGGUCGCACUUAACUCUGAUCCCACCAAGGUCAAGAUUCGCAAGCUGAUCCUUGCUGGUACCGGCACUAGCUACGGUAAAGAUCUAGCCCAGUCAACGAACGAUGAUGUUGGUGCUGUUGCUGGCGUAAAGGAUGUCAACAUUGACGUCUUCAAGACUUUGUUCUUCCACAAGAAUGAACAAGGCGACGCUGCUGCAGAGGCAUGGUGGGGUCGAAUCCACGAGAGGAAAGAAUCUUCUUGUGGUGAGGAGGUUUCUCAGUGGUUGAGUAGUGGAUACAAAGAUCAAGGCAAAGGUAUCAAGGGCCAGGCGACCCAGGGGCAUGACUUCACCAUGACUGCCGAGACAAGCGGCGGCGAGGAUGGGGCAUAUGAUCGUCUAUCAGAAAUCAAGAUUCCUGUUCUGGUCGCAAACGGAAACAACGACUACAUGAUCCCCACAUCAAACAGUUACCUUGUCUACCAGAAGGUUCCGAAAGGCCAACUCAUUCUUUAUCCCAACAGUGGGCAUGGGUUCCUUUUCCAGUAUGCGACAACCUUUGUAAAGCACGUUGAGCUGUUCCUGGAAGGCUAG